CCGGUCUGACGUCACACGCCGCGUUGCGGGCCGCUGCGGUCAUCUGCAGCCGAGAAAUGGGGUGACUCGCGCCCACAAUCGGCAGCAGUUCUUGAGACCCUCACUUCCAUUAAAGGUCUGUCUACAUCUGGAAUUUUAAUAUGGAUGGAGAACUGAGAAGGAAUUAUGAGGGCUAUAUUCCCAGUUAAAAAAGUAUUGAGCCAGUGAAGCAUUCGUCUAGUGAGCGGUAAGAUACUUUUUUUUGGACACCAAGUAGAUUACAAAUAUAAUGUACUGUAUCUGGUAUGUAAACGGAUAAACCAGUAGCGGGGGAGGAAGACACUGAAAUUCGCCUCUCUUUCACCCCGGCUCAGACCGGCCGGGCCGAGGUGCAGGUGCGGCCUUCAAUGACGUCACCCAGCCCCGCCGGAGUGACGUCAGCAGUUCGGCUGCCAUGUCGGACCUGGGUUCGGCGAUCUCGGCGCUGGUGUUCGGGGCGGUUUUCCUCCUUUUCCUCGAGGUGCUCAGGCUCCGGUUCCCCAGGCACCGCAGGCCCCCCGGCCCCACGCCCUGCCCCUUCAUCGGGAACCUGCCGCAGCUUCUCCUACAGCCGCUGGAGACUUUCACACAGGUAGGAUCCGCGGACAGGACCUGUCGCCGGCUCGCACACGGACCGCACCUGCAUGCUUCGCUGGAGGAUUAUGAACGAUUCGCUGAGACGCUAAUCAAAGCGGAGUUUCGAGACCCUUCCAGAGCCUGUCGUAUCUUCUCAGGACAGCCUUACAAUCCCCAGUUCCUCUUCCACAACGCGGCCUCCAACAUCAUCUGCUCCAUUGUGUUUGGCAACCGCUUCGAUUACAGCGACGAGGCGUUUGUGCGUUUGCUGCGCAUCAUGAAUAACAACGCCUACCUGACGGGAUCACCCAUAGCCCAGCUCUUCAACUUGGCUCCCUUCAUCAAGCACUUUCCCGGACCCCAUCAGAAGAUCCAGCAGAACGCCAGGGAGGUGCUGGAGUUUGUGGGGGAGGCUGUGAAGCAGCACCGUGACACCCUGGACAGGGACAACCUGCGAGACUUCAUCGACGCCUACAUCGUGGAGAUGGAGAGGCAAAGGUCCAACCCAGAGUCCACGUUCUUCGAGGAGAACCUGAUCAUGACCAUCGCGGACCUGUUCAUCGCAGGAACGGACACCACGUCCACCACUCUGAGAUGGGGCCUGGUGUACCUGAUGGAGUUCCCUGAUGUUCAAGAAAGAUGCCACCAGGAGAUUGUGAGGGUCGCUGGUUACGACAGGCUGCCCUCGGUGGAGGACAGAGCUAAGAUGCCGUACGUGGAAGCCACCAUCAGCGAGAUCCAGCGCUGUGCCAACAUCGCCGCCUUUGGCAUGCCACACGCCGUCACCAGAGACACCAGCCUGCACGGGUACUUCCUCCCCAAGGGUACCCAUGUGAUCCCCAACAUGAGCUCCAUCCUCAGCGACAAGGCGCAGUGGAAAUUUCCCCAUCACUUCAAUCCGGACAACUUCCUGGAUGCCGAAGGACAUUUUGAACGACCAGAAGCCUUCAUCCCCUUCUCUGCGGGUCAGAGGGCGUGUCUCGGCGAGAAGCUGGCCAGAAUGGAGCUCUUCCUCUUCUUCACCUCUCUGCUGCAGCGCCUCAAGUUCAUGUGGCCCCCUGGGGCCGGACCUGCGGAUUUAAAGGGGACUGUGGGGUUUGUCCGCUCUCCACACCCCUUUCACAUGAUCUGCCAGAGUCGGGACCCCGCCAGCCCCUCCACCUGAGUCCUGUUUAGGCUUGUUUGAACAGCAGAGCAGAGUCUGUCAAAAAUAAGAACAUACGCACACAAGAACACAAUGAAGUGCAUAAAGAGCCAAAGAAAGUUUUAACAACCCUCAUGUAAUGUUCACGGUGCCAUUAUUAUAGUUGAUGAACAUAAGAAACAUUCUAAACAAGAGGAGGCUAUUCUGGCCAUUUGGUAAUUAGUAGUUAAUUGAUCCAUGGAUCUUGUCCUGCCGUUCCCUAAAAGGUUUCAGUAACAUGACUGGGUAGCUUGUUCCACACUCCCACAAUACUUUGUGUAAAGAAGUCAGGUGAGUCUUGUCCAGCUGUUUCCUGAAAGACGCCACAGUUCGACAGCUUGUUCCACACCCCAGCAAUAACAUUUCCAUGUACUGGGACAGUUUCUUGAGAGACUCCUGUAGCUUCCUUUCCAUUUUUAACACGCUGGCAAUUCAUGUUUGUAGUGAAAGGCUCGUCCCAUUCAGGGAGAUUUGAGUUGUAUUUGUUUCUCCUGGGACCACUGUUCAGGAUCCUAUUUGAAAUCUUCUUGCCUCAUCUCUAAUGAUGUUGACACUUCAUAAACUUUAUUACAUCGGACAUGAUUAUGCUGAAUCAGGUGUUUUGUUCAUUGAUUGUUUUUUCAGUUGUUUUGGAAAAUGAGUACCAGGAUUAAAAUAAAUGGUAUGCAGUUUAUUACCCCGUGUGAAAUCAAUAGCUGUGAUUUGAAAUCAGGUAUAGAAUCAGGUCAUUAUGUGAGAAGGCUAACUCCACAUUCAACACAAAAUGAAGCCCCUGUCAACCUCUAUCAAUAAAACUUAAUAUUUUGGAAGAA
Molecule: messenger RNA, 2589 nt
Organism: Lepisosteus oculatus (spotted gar)
Lineage: Eukaryota; Metazoa; Chordata; Actinopteri; Semionotiformes; Lepisosteidae
Source: RefSeq, a predicted model, not a curated record